AUGGCGAAACCAACAUCAAUUGGUACUGUGCAGCUGCAUUAUUGGCCCACCGGAUCUGUCACCCGUAAUCACACCUAUCCUACAAAACGUGUUAUACCAGAACUCGGUGUUACAAUGGUAUCUCCGUCUUUAUACUAUGUUAUAAACACUAUGGUUGCUGUAGACAAAUGCAAUACGCCGCGCCGGGAAUGGGGUCAUGUAGCUAAUUACGUGACUUCGUAUCCAAUAACGAAAGUCACAACUCUUCAACCAUUUGGUAACGACUAUACCAACGAACAAGGUAGCCUGACACGAAACAAUACUAGAAUCGGACCUGGUAGACGGUUACACUUGAAUGAUCUCGCAGACGACUGCGCUACGGUUAAGAAAGUACCAUGGCGUAACCGUGUACAAGAGAAAAACUACGAUCCACGAUGUAACCCUAUUUUAGAAUGGAGAACAGAUCUGAUUCAUCUCAAAGGUCAUACAGAAAUACCAUGGCCAAGGAAAUGUGGUGCGAGGAUGUUUGGUGGAAAUUUCGGCAUAUUUGACCCUCCUGUGCCAGUUUUACCAUGUACAGCGAAAGACUGCAAAAACCAUGGAGCAGAUACUGUAGUUGCAGCACCACCACCACCGCAAAUCACGGAACCACCUGCUCCUAACGAUGACGAUGAUGAUUCGGAGGGAUCAUCUCCUACUGCAGAGCCAGGACAAGGAGCUCCACUACCAGGUCCUACUCCCACUGCUACUUUGGGCGAAUCUGUUCCGGAUCCAAGUCCAGACCCCGACGACGACGAUUGGACAGGGAAUCCGCCAGCUAAUAAUCCCCAAGAUGACGGACCUGAACCAGCCGAUCCGAACUCACAGCCAGGCAAUCAGCCAGCGAAUAAUCCGCAAAAUAACGACCCCAAUUCGCAGCCGGGAAAUCAACCAGUCAACAAUCCCCACAAUAAUGACCCCAACUCUCAGACAGGUAAUCAACCAAAUAACAAUCCCGCUAUUGUAUCUUCAGCCAACAUUGUGGUACCAGCAGCUGCUUCAAACACUCAGCAGUUAGCAGCUCCGUCUUCUCCUACACUGAUUGCCCCUCCAAAUAACGAUCCGAAUGUUCCAGCACCAACGCCGGUAACGACACCAGUGCCUAUUGCGACACUUCAGGACGGCUAUGUGAUCAGCGCCGCUCCUGGAGCUCAAAACGUUGUAGUUGGAUCUCAUACCUUCUCGCUUAACGGACCCGCAAUCACAGUCGAAAGUCAUGGAGUUAUGAGCCUCGCACCAACGGGUCUUGUAGUAGUACACAACGAUGCAACUUCAACAUAUGCCAUCCCAGCUGCGGCCCCAGUACCUGCACCUACAGCAGUAUACAGCGGCCAACCUCUAACCGUCGGCAGCCCAGCCAUCACCAUCCCCGGCGAAGGCGUAGUCUCCCUCUCCCCUUCAGGAAUAGUAAUAAUAAACAACGGCAUCACAACCACCAAAGCCCUUCCUCACCCCACCAAACCCCUCUUCACACUCGCAACAGUCUUCAACGGCCAAACCCUCACCCUCAACGCCCCCGCAACAUUCAUCCCAGGCAUAGGAACCAUCUCCCUCUCUCCCUCCGGCGUAAUAAUAGUAAACAACGGCAUCACCAUAACCUCCACCCUCCCCAACUUCGCACCCACACCAACACCAACAUUCACCUACCCCCUUCCUCCCAUAACCAUCACAGUCGCAGGCGAAACCCACACCCUCUCCGCCAUCUCCCCCUCAACAUGCAUAAUAGACAACCAAACACUCGUCCACUCCGGCCCAUUAGCCACGCUAGCCGGCCAUCAAGUCGUGGCUCUAACGGACGAGGGCGUACAAUUCCAGAUUCCUGGCGGUGGAGUGACCACCGUAUCGCUAGAACCGCCGCAAGCUUCGAGUCUUACGGAUCUGGCGAGCGCGAGUCUUACGUCGGUGGAGAUUUCGAUGUCGGUUACGAGGGGGGGUGGGGUGUUUGCGGGGACAACGUCGGCGACGCCUACGACUACAGGACUGGGAGCGGUGAUUUAUGGGAUGCAGAAUAGUGGUGUGUCGUGUUAUACUAGGAUUUGGGCGAAGAUCUUCGGGUUUGUGGUUGGGGUUGGAGUUUUGUUGGUUUGGUAA
Glarea lozoyensis ATCC 20868 is the source of this 2109-nucleotide messenger RNA. RefSeq lists its product as uncharacterized. The coding region runs from base 1 to 2109 and encodes 702 amino acids. The transcript has 4 exons. The record is from RefSeq and is a predicted model, not a curated record. NCBI's taxonomy places the organism in Eukaryota, Fungi, Ascomycota, Leotiomycetes, Helotiales, Helotiaceae.